UGAAAAACGAAACUACUAUAUAAAUAUAUAGUGUAAACUAUGAUUUAUGAAAAUGUAUUUUUCUGUUUUCUUUCGUAAGUGAUUAGGCAUGUUUGUAUCACAGAAGCCAAAGAAAACUAAUGAAAAACAAUCAGAAAAUUUCAAAAUAAACUGAAAUAUUGUACUGAGAGAGGACCCCCAAAACAGGUCUAAAGUUAAAGAGCAUUGAAGAACCAUAACUCCACAAAGUUGUGUAAGAUACAGCUGAGUCUUUGUUCAACUUGGAAUUACAAUUGCCUACUCGACAAAACAGUCGUAAAUCAAGUAUUAUUUCAGCAAGGAGUGACGAGAAAACAAAUCCAACUUUAAAACAGGCAUUGCAGUUAAAGACAAUCAAAUGAUCUUGACAAUACCAAGAACCAAAUGCACAUCACUGUCUUAGUCAUGCACCUGUGUCUGAUACAAAUUGCGAAGGCAGAAGUUAUGUUAGAACUACCAGAUGGCAUGAUAGAAAUAGGGAAAGAACUAAAAUUAAAAUGCAAAUCUCUCCAAGACGUUCCCCCACAUAAAAGCAGACAGUGGAGAGGUGGUGAAGACAAUAAACUUAUAUGCUAUGACGGUGUAACGAUUGAUUCACAGAAAUACAAGGAAGAAAUAAAAUCUUCAACUGCUUAUGAACUAACUGUUGAAAAUGUAUCGGAAAAUGACUUGCAGUGUCCUUAUGCUUGCCGAAUUGGAUUUGACAUCGAUCAGAAAUUUUUAAAUAUAAACGAAGAGAAUUUUAUUCAUAUGCCAGAUAGAAACGCAACUAAUGUCAUUUACGAACAGCGAUAUGGUAUAUACAGACUCAGUUUUGAACUGCAUAAAGUCUACCCAAAACCAGUUUGUAUGGUGAUCUCAAAUGGAGCUAUACGGAAUUUGACUGUAACAGACGAAGUUAAUUCACGUGUCCUAUUAAAUGUUACAUAUGGAAUUGAAUCUGAUGAACCACUUCAUAAGUGUUUUGAGCCCAUUACAAUUGAAUGUUUAAUAGGGAGAAGGACUCAUACAAUCACCAAAGAGCACACAUUUGGAUGUAAAAUUAAAUCUUCACAGCAGACUGAAGAAACUGGAAUACUUACAUCAAGUGUAGCUAUAUGCCUUGCGUCUGUUAUCAUAUUGCUUAUGCUAAUUGUAUCUAUAGUUUAUUUUUGGAAAAGGUCAAUGAACAGAUGCCGGGAAAUAUAUGGUAAGGUGCGAACGAAUGACAUAGUUCUCUGAAAAACCUUACAGUUAAAAAUGUGCAGUUAGAAGCUACCAUAAAUGAAUGAAUUUAAAAGCAAAUAUGGCAGCUGUUUAACGACACAAAUAAACCAAGUAAAUACUCAUGAAUAUGAAUAGAUAUGAAUUGAAAAAUACUAUGGCUUAAUAUCAAAAUAGCAGCAAUCAAAUUAAAUUUUUUACCAUGUCAUCAACAGUCCUUGGGUGGUCUGAAUUCUCAAGAGUACACCAUACCACAAAUAGUAUACACCAUAUCAUUCACAUUACACCAUCCGUUAAGAAAAUAUAAUAAACCAUCCAUCCUUCUCAAUACAUGUACGUUAUUCAUCAAAAGCUCAAACACAUCAAUCCAUCUUUCCACCUUCAUAUAUUGAUUUUAAUGACAAAUCGCAUACAUUUGCAAUAUAAUCAUUU
Messenger RNA from Mytilus trossulus (common blue mussel), 1653 nucleotides. RefSeq lists its product as uncharacterized. The record is from RefSeq and is a predicted model, not a curated record. The transcript has 9 exons. The coding region runs from base 403 to 1239 and encodes 278 amino acids. NCBI's taxonomy places the organism in Eukaryota, Metazoa, Mollusca, Bivalvia, Mytilida, Mytilidae.